Morchella importuna is the source of this 1587-nucleotide messenger RNA. RefSeq lists its product as uncharacterized. Gene Ontology annotation, molecular function: protein binding. Lineage: Eukaryota; Fungi; Ascomycota; Pezizomycetes; Pezizales; Morchellaceae. The coding region runs from base 1 to 1587 and encodes 528 amino acids. The transcript is spliced from 2 exons. The record is from RefSeq and is a predicted model, not a curated record.
AUGUCUAUCCCACAACAGGACAGUAGCUCGCGGCCUCUUCCACAAAAUGUUCUCUGCAACAUCCUCUCUCGAUUGCCCACAUCAUCCCUAUUUACCGCGUCGCUGGUAUCUACGGAAUGGCGUAAACUGAUAUUCCAAUCUGGCCCCCUCUCGAAUGCACUGCUCCGCCCGCAUCUCUCAGUGCUGCGUGAGCGUUUUGGGUUUCAGCAGGUCCCACACCGCCUUCCUAUACCUGCAGUCCGCAAACUCCUCGUCCGGUACGCGAAGCAGGAACUAUCCGGUACAUUAUGCGCGAAGGAGAUCUACAGCAUCAAGUCAUACACCGCUGGAUGCUGUGCAGUGAACGAUAAAUGCACCGUUCCAAUGAAGCUGCGGCGCUUUGCUGCUUGCGGGUCAUUGCUAGCCAUUUCCAUAAAGAACAAGCAUAUACACAUUUUCGAGCUUACCAAAAGGCCAAUGGUGCUGCUGUGUAAAGUUUCGGUGAAAAAGCAGCCGAUAGCGCUGGCGAUAUCAGAAGCUUAUUUGGCAGUCCUGGACGAAGACGGUGUUAGCAUGUAUUCGCUGCUGGCUCGGAACACCCCGUCCUUCAUGGUUGUGCAUGUCUACUCCAUCAAAAUCCCACAGAUCCGGCACCCAACUGCCAUCGCGAUCACGCCGGGUACUGAUGCAACGCCGCUAGUGUCAGUAUUGGCAUCCUCGAUAUAUCUGUUACAUCCCUCGUAUGCACUGACCCAAAAACGGGGCGGUUUCUUCCGUGGCCAUAUCGAAGACCAAGAGGAAGACAUAGUAGCAGAUCCUUCACGUAAAGGGAAGGAGAAGGAGAAAGAAACGCUUUCAUAUCCUAGCUCCGCUCCUAAACAGAACCCAUGGCUCCUUGUCACAAGCGGCUCGAGCAUUGGUGCCUCCUUUCCAUUAGCAUUUGCUAUGCGUGGCCGGCAGGUCUCUGUAUCAACAUGGGGGGACUAUGAUCAUGACUUCCAACACUCGGGGUAUAUCGGUGCACUUUGGAGCAAUGAAGACCCUGUGCAGCUCAAACGUCGUCAAGAAUCCUCUCUUAAAGAUGGCGAGAACAUUCUUAAUGCUACACAUUCCCCAGAUCUACUUUGGCGCUACUACAAGGCUAGACUUAACACCAGAAGAACGACGACGCAUAAAGAAACAGGGAUAGAAAUCAGUGAUUCCUCAGCAAAUAGACAAACUCACCGCUGGCAUGCACACUCAUUCAAUACAGGGGGUCAGAUGGCAGUCGAGUCUGCAAUCCACCUUUAUGACUCCUUCUACAUCGUGACAGAAGUGAAAACCAGAUUGAUCAGAAUUAUCUCUAUAGCCCCAUUUACCAAUAAGAUGGCACUAUAUCGUCAACACGAUAACAAUUCUGGUCACGAGAACAAUCCUGAUCCCGAUUCGGAAAAACCCACCUCAGAUGAGGCUACAGCUGCAGAUAGACCGUUGAAACACUGCGGGUACGCAGUCAUACCAGGGGGCAAGGAAGGAGGUUAUAUUGCGUUCAACCAUCGCCCCGGAUACAUCAAAAUUCUACCUCUGAGGCAGAUCCAGAUGCACGGCUGUCGAUCACUCGGAACUUAA